Messenger RNA from Oryctolagus cuniculus (rabbit), 2065 nucleotides. The record is from RefSeq and is a predicted model, not a curated record. Lineage: Eukaryota; Metazoa; Chordata; Mammalia; Lagomorpha; Leporidae.
GUUAGCACUGUAGGUAGAGGUUUUACCCGCUAUGCCACAGCGUGGCCCCCUCUUCAAUACAUUUAACUUCUGAAAUUCUCUCUUCAGUUUCUGUCACUCCGGAUCUGUUACUUAAUUACUGCCUCAACUUGCUUAAAAUCAUGAUUUUAAUGCAACUAAAUAGGUGCAGUAAUUUACUCCUCCAAGGUGCCUGAUUUUCUGUCAUGAUAAAGGAUUCACUGUAUUCCAGAUUAAUCAUAACAGUUUAGAUGCAUGUGCUGCCUCAGGGGGAGAGAAAUGGAUGAACAGGCGAUGUUACCUUUGGUCACUUUGCUGUGGACCAUCCUUGCCCACCGGACUAUUGCCUGGCAGACAGUCAAGAUUGCUUCAUUGCAAGGGCGCAGCUCCACAUUUUAUUUCUCAGUUCAGUCACCCAGUGCACUGCAACAGGAUCCCCCAACCCACCCAAAAAAAAAAAAUUGCUGGGAAGAGCUCAUUGCUAGGCCACAGCUGCAGAGUUUCCGGCCAGGAGAAGGAACGUGGACCAGGCGCCUUUCUCCAGAGGGAGUGGCUUCCAAAAUCACCCAGUGCCCAUCUCCACAAGGACGGCAGCAGGAAAAGUUGCUCAGUCUUCAAGAAUGCUGGGAUUGCCUGUGUGUCGAAGAGUUUAAAUCAGCAGUGAUCCAGCAAAUAAGCAGACACAGCAGGUUGCCUCUCUUGGCAGGUGGAAGAAGAAACCUACGAAGUAGACAACUGGGAAAGAAAAAUGUGACUGCGGAGCUCAGGCAUGGCGAGCCCCUUUAUCCUGUCACUCUUCUGGGGAGAGAGAACCACUGGACAAAACACCAUGUGACUCCCACUAACUGCAGGAUACAGUCCAGACCCCUUGACACCCCGACUGCAGCACGUUGCUUCUGCCAGGCUUCUCCUCAAGCUGGAAGCCGCCACAGGCUACUUCCGGAGAGGGAGGCGGCCGUAGAGAAGAUGCACACACCUGAUGUUAUCUCCAGGAGCUCCGUCUGCUGCACACCCCUGCCCUGCACAACCCUCCAGGCUGAGCCACUGACUGCCCAGCUUCCGCGGAGCUCUGAUGGCCCACAGCAACUGCCACUCUGUGGUCUGCACAUCCAGCUCCCCACCCUGAUUGCGGCAAGGUUGUUCUUUCUCUUAAACUGGACUUAGGCCCACAGCUGACCCCUGGGUGCAUGUAGUGUGACUCCAGUGCCUCGUGGUCCCUCUUCCGGGUCAGGUAGGCUGCACCGGUGGCUCUCGGCACAUUCUGGAAGUGUGCUUUCCCCUGAUCCUCUCUGAAUGGACCUCUCUUGUCUCAUUCUGUGAUGGUGAAUGGCAGGGUUCUUGUCUUCAUACAAGCAAGAAUUCAGGCACGAGACAGAGAGUAGUGGAAAGUAAAAUAGCAAGGUUUAUUAGGGAAAGGACAUCCAUAAGAACGAUGGGCACCUCUCCAGACAGAACCUGAGAGAGAGUGCCCAGGUGCUCGGACUGGGGGAAGAGCGAGAUUACACGGUUGAGUGGAGAGAAUACCCCUGGCCAGGCCAGGCGGGCGGCUCAGCAUAGAGGCAGAGGGCUGAGCACACAGUCCAGUUGAGGCCAGGGGUUUUAAGGAGAUGGGUCUUUGUCUUCACACAUCUCCUCCUGAAACAAAAGACUUUAUGGAUGAAAUACUAAAAAACUCCUAUCUGCGUUUUCCCCCUGAAGGUAUCAGACAGGAGGAAGCCUAGCUGGCGCCGCCCUGGGUUAGAGGAAGGGUGAGCAAGACCCCCUGAGGAUCGGGAUCCAAGCAGGAUACUUGAAAUACAGAUACUGGGCUGCAUCUGGAAGAUUAUCAGGCAGAAGGGGCGGAGCCCCCUACCUGGCAGGUUAUCAGGUAGAAGGGGGAAGGGCAGGAUGCGGAUACUGGACUGCCCCUGAACCGUUAUCGGGAUGACUUUGAGAUGCAUAGAUGUCAACUCUUUAGGCCUUUAUGUCACACACACAGAAGCUCAUAUCUGACUUCCUACCUAACAAUUCUUCAAGCAGCUCCUCGAGUGUACCCUUCCUUGUGAAUUCCUCCUGUCCCCUUUCCCAU